AUGAUUCAUGUUAUAAAUGAAGGAAGCAAGACAGAUUUGAAGGUUGAUUCUCGUGGCAGGUUCUUGUAUUUUUUUGUAUCCUAUGGAGCUUGGAUAAACGGAUUUGCUUAUACAAGAAAAGUCCUAGCUGUUGAUGGAACACAUUUGUUUGGAAAGUAUGACGGAGUGUUGUUGUCUGCUAUGGCGCUGGAUACCGAAAAUCACAUAUUCCCCUUGGCAUUUUGUGUAGUAAAUUCGGAGUGUGAUGCCUCGUAUCAGUACUUUUUUGAACAAUUGCUCGAGAUCGUCCCCAACACUAAUGAGUUGUGCAUAAUUUCUUAUAGACAUUCAUCUAUAAAGAAAGCAGUUUCAAAGAUUUAUACUGAAGCUCAUUAUGGAGCUUGCAUGAGGCACCUUGGUGAAAGCAUCCGCAAAAACUUUCACUAUGGAGAUUGGAUGCACCAUUUUUAUGAUGCAGCGAAAGCAUAUCAGAAGGACGAGUUUAAUGAUCAUUUUCAAAAAAUCAAAGAUUUGGAUAUGAGCGUCGCUAAAUAUCUUGAGGAUGUUGGUUUUCAUAGAUGGAGUAGAGCACACUUCCCUGGCAACAGGUAUGAUGUAAUGACCACCAACAUUGCUGAGUCAAUUAACUCAAUGUUCUUGGCGAAAAGAGAAUUGCCGAUUACUGCUCUAUUCAAUUCUAUAAAUAGGAGGUUUGCUCAAAAGUUUCACAAGAGCCAUAUGGUGUUGGCCAACACAUCAACAAUAUGUAUCCCUUUUGCUGAAAGAAAAAUAAGAGAAAAUGUGACGAUAGACAAUGCACUAUUGGCCCAUCAAAUAAGCUUCCACAAUUUUAGUAUCACUGGUCACGGUGCAGUGGCUAUGGUUGAUCUAAACAAUAGAACAUGUUUUUGUAGCGAGUUGGGAAAAUGA
This is a messenger RNA of Lycium ferocissimum, 909 nucleotides long. RefSeq lists its product as uncharacterized. The record is from RefSeq and is a predicted model, not a curated record. The transcript is spliced from 2 exons. NCBI's taxonomy places the organism in Eukaryota, Viridiplantae, Streptophyta, Magnoliopsida, Solanales, Solanaceae. The coding region runs from base 1 to 909 and encodes 302 amino acids.